AUGGACUGCGGCAUCUUCACCUCCAAGACCGUGCUCCUCUUCCUCAGCUUGGUGUUUUGUUACUUUGUGGCGUACCCACACCAGUAUCGUUUCAUAGUGGACGAGCCACACAGAUGUCGACAGGAAACACCAUUCUUGGUUCUCAUGAUUCCAGUAGCCCCCCAUAACAGAGGGGCCCGUGACGUCAUCCGUAACACAUGGGGCAAAGAAACCACAGUGCAGGGCCACUUGGUCAGCUACUACUUCCUGCUGGGACUGUCCGGAGCGGGAGACGGGUCCGAGCUGUUACAGGAAAGCCGGCGACAUCAUGACCUACUCCAGAGUGACUUCAUGGACAGCUACAAUAACCUCACCAUUAAAACCAUGGUGAUGUUUGAAUGGCUCAACUCCCAUUGCCCCAACACCUCCUACGCCAUGAAGGUCGACACGGACAUGUUCCUAAAUGUUCAAAACCUUGUCUCCAUGCUUGUGACGGCCCCCCGACAUCUCUACAUGACUGGACUCGUGUCGAGGGGCGCUUAUGUUGUUCGAGACAAUAGCUCAAAAUGGUAUUUGCCUGUGUCUGCCUUCCCCGAAUCAACGUACCCACCGUUUGCCCAGGGACCGGGCUAUGUGUUCUCAAUGGAUUUACCCAUUAAGAUACUGGGAGCGUCGUUGCAGAUUAGAGCAGUCUACAUUGAAGAUGUGUACGUGGGACUGUGCAUGAGACAUCUGGGGCUCACACUAACAGAUCCUCCUCAUAUUGGCUUGUUCAGGAUAUCAAUGCCUUUUUUUCCCGGCACCUCUCCAGGAACGGUGAUAGGAAGUCGGAGGGCAUGGUCGGCUCCUCUGUCCCAGCAGAGCCCAGGAGCCAAAGGUCUGAUCCCACAGCUCAAGAGGUUUAAAAAAGUUUCUGAGUCCAACUGGAGGAAGAGGGAGAUGAGCCCAGGAGAGGAAGGGGUCGGGGGAAUGGUGAAGAAUGAAACAGCUCAGAGUUUGUCUCUCUGCAACUUGUUGGAGAUGAUCAGGCUGAGAGGAGCUGCAGGUUCUGGAGUCUAG
This is a messenger RNA of Limanda limanda (common dab), 1038 nucleotides long. RefSeq names its product beta-1,3-galactosyltransferase 2-like. NCBI's taxonomy places the organism in Eukaryota, Metazoa, Chordata, Actinopteri, Pleuronectiformes, Pleuronectidae. Gene Ontology annotation, cellular component: membrane. The record is from RefSeq and is a predicted model, not a curated record. The transcript has 4 exons. Gene Ontology annotation, molecular function: N-acetyl-beta-D-glucosaminide beta-(1,3)-galactosyltransferase activity. The coding region runs from base 1 to 1038 and encodes 345 amino acids.